UUUGACGGCUAUCGAGCCUUCUAAAAUAUGGAUAGUGUAUAGUCCAUGUAAGAUAUAGAGCUCUCUGGAAAGACCUAUAUGUAGAUGCAAUUGUGAAAGUCUGGUGUGCCUUACACUUGCUGUUCACAAUCACUUCCAGUGUGAAACAUGUAUCGGGCAAACUUAGUGGCGUUAUCCAGCAUAAUGUUUUUCUUGUGCUGCAUGACAAGCUCAUCCAACGGGAAGAAAAGUUCGGGUCGCACAACGGCUGUAGUCACAUUUCCCCCGAAUUACCAGAAUAUUACCCUCAGCGAAGAGUGCAGAUUCGAGGACUGCCAACAAAGAUGCUACGAUAACCACAGAGACUCCUAUGACGUUAAAGGACAGUGCCACUACUUCACAUGCAUUUGUCAGUUCAAAAUACCGUGCACUCUCAGGAGGUGCAUCCGUGAGUGCAGAAAAAGAAAAGACACGCGUAAGUUUGGCCUGAAGGCGAUAUGCCAGAGAGAAGAUUGCCACUGCGACUGGAAAAAUAGGUGCUUCUACGCGCAGUGCAUAGAAUCGUGCAAGAGAGAGCUAAGGUGGACUGAAGAGGAUGCCUAUCGUUGGUCAGUCAGGGCGAGAUGCGUGAACGGGGAUUGUAUCUGCAGAUCGGCGCCACCACUAUAGAAACGGAGUAAACACCAAUAAAAGGUGGAGGAGGAGCCAUAAGUGUCAAUGGUUUCUUGCGUGAUGAAUAAAGAACGUGAAAAUGCAAAUACCUG
This is a messenger RNA of Rhipicephalus microplus (southern cattle tick), 743 nucleotides long. RefSeq lists its product as uncharacterized. The record is from RefSeq and is a predicted model, not a curated record. Lineage: Eukaryota; Metazoa; Arthropoda; Arachnida; Ixodida; Ixodidae.